This is a messenger RNA of Homarus americanus (American lobster), 3755 nucleotides long. RefSeq lists its product as uncharacterized. Bases 1 to 2889 code for a protein of 962 amino acids. Gene Ontology annotation, molecular function: 3',5'-cyclic-GMP phosphodiesterase activity. NCBI's taxonomy places the organism in Eukaryota, Metazoa, Arthropoda, Malacostraca, Decapoda, Nephropidae. The transcript is spliced from 14 exons. The record is from RefSeq and is a predicted model, not a curated record. Gene Ontology annotation, biological process: cGMP catabolic process.
AUGAUAGCUGCAGCUCAGAGUGUAAGAGAACAUGUGUUAGUAAUUGAAGAAAUGGGUAAUCUCUUCACCAUGCCGAAAUGGGUCCACAACUACAAUGUCGAAGCCAAAGUGGAAGUUGACGAAGUCAAAGUGGAGGUUGAGGAAGCCAAAGUGGAGGUUGACGAAGCUAAAGUGGAGUCACCACUAUGUCUCCCUCUCUCCUUGUCUCCCACAGAACUGUUCCGUAGUGCUUGUGGGGCGGGCCGUGGUGACGUCAUCAAGCUGUACACGUGGGAGGGCUCGCUGGUGAACGUGGGGGCUGACCUCCCACCCAACACCCCUGACACCCCCUACCGCCUCCACGUCGCCGCCACGCCAUGCAACGGAAAUAAACUGAAUCGACUCGGCGUUGAUCUAAUGGACUUGGAGCAGAGGUUGUGUGAGGUGGAGAGAAGUGUUGCCAGCCUGCGCGCUGACCUGCCUCCAGUGGUGGACGACCUGCGCCGAGCUGUAGACUCCUUCAAGAUGAGACUGGAGACGACUGAGCACCUGUCCUGGCUAGGGUUCUACAAGGAAGGUAUCGGGGAACCACUGGGCAGACUCGGCAACAGUCACCCCUACUGGAAGCACGUACAGUACCGCAGGAAGGUGGAAGAGGAGGUAUCUACCGUGUUUACCAAGUUCAGGGAGAUCUGUGACGCUGUGGUGGAGGAAGAGACGCGGGUACUCCUUCGCCUCCCCUCCUUCAACAACUGGGCCUGGGAGGAUUGGGAGAUACUACUGCUUCUGCAACACAUGUACAAUGACUUAGGGCUGACGACUACGUUUGGCAUCGAGACAGAGGUGCUGAGGAGCUUCCUGUGUCGGGUGUAUCACUGCUAUAAUCAAGUCCCCUUCCAUAACUUCCAGCACGCCUUCUGUGUCACGCAAAUGAUGUACGGGAUGAUCUGUAAGUGUGAGCUGCAGCGACGUCUUGGAGACUUGGAUGUCCUCAUACUGUUGACCUCAUGCAUCUGUCAUGACCUGGAUCACCCUGGCUUUAACAACAUCUACCAGAUCAAUGCCAAGACUGAACUGGCUCUCAGGUACAAUGAUAUCUCCCCCCUGGAAAACCAUCACUGUUCUGUUGCUUUUACGGUGUUGGAGAGGAACGAAUGUAACAUAUUUAGGAAUGUGCCUGCUGAAGACUACAAGAAAAUAAGAGAGGGGAUGAUACGGUGCAUCUUGGCAACCGACAUGGCCCGUCACAAUGAGAUCCUCUCCGACUUCCGCGAGGCCAUCCCAGCUAAAAUUAACUGUAUGUUGUCCAUGAUCCUGAUAAAGGUAGCAGACAUCAGCAAUGAAGCACGACCACUGGAUAUUGCUGAACCGUGGCUGGAGUGCCUCAUGCAGGAGUUCUUCAACCAGAGCGACCUUGAGAAGCUGGAGGGACUGCCAGUGUCACCUUUCAUGGACCGGGAGAAAGUGACAAAGCCUUCCUCCCAGUGCUCCUUCAUCGGUUUUGUUCUCUUGCCGCUUUUUGAAGCCCUCGGAAAAGUCAUGCCUGAAUUAGAUGAGUUGAUCAUCCAGCCUGUGAAGUAUGCACUGGAUCAUUAUCGACGACUGAAUGAAGCAUCAAAAAAGGCUUCUGAAGAGAUGGAGAUUGUUCAGGCGGCAGAAGAAGAACAACAACCAGAGAGACCGAGCAGCCAGAUAUCUCAAGACAAUGGUAAACGAACCGUACAGAAGACAGAGAGCUCUUAUAGCUUGGGAAGCCGAGCAUCGUCACGAGCUUCAUUUUAUCGUUCCAAUACAGUUGAAUGUGGAGAUAUUGAAAUAGAUGAUGAUGAUAUGACAGAGACUGAAGUUGAUGUGAGUGAAAGAACAUCCAAAUUCAAGAUUUCUACUGAUGUACACAAGUCACCUUCAAGGAGGAAUAGUUCUGAGCGUCGCAGUAGUGUGGGUGGAAGGUCAAGUUGCGAGAGGACUAUCUCACCCAAAUCCCUUGAAGAUCGUCUCCUUCCUCAUGCAGAGGCCAGGGUUGAACCAGAAGAUAUUGAUGAAUCUCUACCCGAGAAGUAUGAAAAGGAAUCCUCUCUGUUUUCUCGUCUUAAAAUGUUUUCUCUCUCCUCAGGUGAUAGGGAUAAAAAUGUCAAUGGCUCAACUCCUUUUGGGAAAGGGAGCACAAGACAUAAACAAGGGGGUCUUCAGGGCGUGCUCAAACGAACUAGAAGUAAAUCGGAACCAGUCAAAGAUCGACCUCACAGAACGUUUCAUAUAACUAGGCCUAGAAUUAGUUUUGGGAUAAAUACCCAAAAGCCACAAAGUGAAGAAAAUAUGUUGAGUGGCCAUGAGAAAGAGAUUCCGAAAGAAAAAUGUAAAGAGUUUGCUUAUGAUGAAAUUCAUUCUGCUGGUGAAAUCAAAACAUCUACCUCCUUUGAGCUUUUAGAACCAAAGAAAAAACAGUGUGUGUUAUCAGAUGCUCAACCUUCACCAACACUCUCAGAAAAGUGUACAAUAUCCUCAAACUCAAUUCUUAGGAAUAAAGGGUUUAGCCUUUCUCUGGAUGUGCUUCCCCGAAAAAAUGGUCGUUCUCGUAGGUCUGGUGGUACUGAAACAAAUACACCUGGGGAUACUCCAGGUGGUUCAGAAGAUGACCUUCUAGUAGAGACCAAAACACCACAGGUAGAUGGAGCUACUAGACACAAUCAACCUCAUUCAAUGCUCAACCAAACCAAAGGCUUCAGACCAACUGAUAAGUUGCCUCUUGUUUACCAUGAUUCCCCAAAGAACUUGAAGAAAAAGCCAGAGUCUGCCAGAUCUUUAUUAUUACUGAAGUCAUUCUCAUUUAGAAAGAAAUCUCCAACUAAAGAUGAUGGGAUAAAGCACAAAGAUGGUGACUCCCAUAGCCCUACUGUGGAGAAAUUAUGACAUGCGGGAAUAUGUUCAUGCAUUUGAACAGUUUUAAGGAAUGCACUUGGAGCCACUGUGAACAUGUAACCAGAACAUAUCAAGUUGUGUAAUAGCUGAGUGAGUCUUCCACAGUGGAAUGUUGUGUAGCAUUGGUACCCUAUUCUGAAGCUUUAGGUAAAGACAAAAGCAGUUAGGUCAGAAAUGAUUGGUUUCAGUGGUUUCUACAAGCCUAUAGUGCAGAUUUUUAUUUAUACUAUUCCCAUGGUGGUAGAGGAAACAGAAACAGCUGAAAGCCAAUGAGACCUCAGGAACAAUGACUGUAUUCAGAAAACGCAUUCAAGACUCAUGAAUUCACUAUUGGUAGUUGUUAGUUAGUACUUAUUGGAUGUACCUGUCGAAUUUGUCUUCUGAGUACAGUCUGAAGCCUUUCUUGUUCUACAGUAUAUAAGUAGUUAUGCUCCCAGGAUUGAUCAUCCAAUUUGUAAACCUUUGGCAAGUGUUCUGGUAUCCUAUGGGAUAUAGUUUUACUUUUAUACACAUUGGAUUCUAUUUUCCCUACAUAUCAAUUACCUCAAAGAAAUAGGCCCCAUACUGGUAUCCUGGAGAUGCCUAUGGCUGUGGUGGGCACUUGGGCACCCAGCGGUACAACUUGACUGUCUCACUGGAAGGUCACCCAGAGGUACAACAUGACUAUCUCACUGGAGGGUCAUCCAGAGGUACAACUUGACUGUCUCACUGGAGGGUCAUCCAGAGGUACAACUUGACUGUCUCACUGGGGAUUGUGUGCCAUAACAAGUAGGUAUGAUAAAUGCCAUGUAAUGUUUGUGCCAAAAGUUUCAUAACUACCUAUUAAAUAUCAGUAUUUUUCCAAACUUUGGAUACCU